Molecule: messenger RNA, 808 nt
Organism: Dromiciops gliroides (monito del monte)
Lineage: Eukaryota; Metazoa; Chordata; Mammalia; Microbiotheria; Microbiotheriidae
Gene: DYNLT2
Product: dynein light chain Tctex-type 2
Exons: 4
Coding region: 185-808 (207 amino acids)
Biological process (GO): microtubule-based movement
Cellular component (GO): cytoplasmic dynein complex; cytoplasm
Molecular function (GO): dynein intermediate chain binding
Source: RefSeq, a predicted model, not a curated record
UCCGGCUCCUCGUGCCUAGGGAGCAUGUGACGAGUCCCUGCGCGUGCCCGGGGCCGUUAGGAGGCGGUUUACCGGUGUACCUCAAAGGGAAGGUGCCGGGGCCGGAUGGAUAGGAAGAGACAUUGGCUGUAGAAAAGAUCCGCCUGACUCCGGCAUAAGAGAAAGGAGGAGGAGGAGAAGCACCAUGGAUAAAAGAAGCGUCCCUCCCGCCAGUACCGUUGGCCCUGCCGGCCGAGGCGGGAAGGCCCCGGCGAUGCCGACGCAGGCGUCCGGGGCCCCCGGGGCCCAAGCGAAGAGAGAGCGGAGGCCCAGCAUGUUUGAGAAGGAGUCAUAUGCACAAAUCUUACGGGAAAGACUCAGAGAAUCUAUACAUGAUGUUCUAUAUGUUGAACCUCCGUUUGAUGAAUCGAUUGCUGAUAUAGGUAAAGACCAAUGGAAGACCAUGGGAAAAGUAAAAUAUGCUAACACAUAUAGAAUGGCACCAUACAGGAAAUUCCAAGCCCAGACAGUACAAAAGAAAGUUCAACAGAUACUAACGGACAAACUGAAGAACCUCAAGUAUGAUGAAGACACGUUUUCUUCCUUGUCACUUGAACUGGCAGAUCGUAUAUUAGCAGCUGUCAAAGAAUUUGGUUUUUCUCGAUAUAAAUACAUUAUAAAAAUAAUACUCAUUCAAAAAACUGGUCAGUCAAUAAAUAUUUCUAGCAGAUGGAUCUGGGAUGUUGCUUGGGACACCUGGCUAGAAGCUAAGCAUGAAACUGAAUCUUAUAUUGCAUUGGCCCUGGUAUAUGCACUUUAUUGUGAAUAG